GGACGGUCUUUUAAUCAGUCAUUUCCGUCCCCUCCAUAACUGCGACUUAUUGAAGUAUGUGUACGAAGCAAAUUAUGGAGUAGUUAUUGCCACUGGAACAAUUCGAAACUCUUCGCGCGGACGUGCGAGCUUGUAGCCAUGAUGAUCCCAAGGAAACAAAAAUGGACCCCUCUUGUAUUGCUAAUAAACUAUGGACUUGUUAUAUCAAAAAUCUCUGUUGGGGACCACUACUCCUCUCUGGAGUACUGGUCUCGUUUCUCCACUUUACAAUGUCACUACUGAUUCUUCGGUCAAAUCUGGGUGCUCAGAUGUAUUGGGCAGUUGUGAAAGUCCUGACAGUUGUUCAGAUUUCUUAUCUGACAUAUCAACAAGCCGAAGCCCGGAUUCUGGGAGAGAUUGUGACUCAUUCCUUUCUGAUUUUGUGCCAGAGGACGUUCUCGAUUUCGUUGCUGACUACUCGACGCGUCGUCCAGAGGCUGAUUCUGAGUUGCUGUAUGAUGGCUGCACUGAUGCAAACGCGAUUCCUUACUUACCACAACCUACUGACUUCCACAUGCCUCAGUUACUCGGAGAAUCUCUCAACACUGGUUGUUUAAAGUCAAAUUCAUACACAAGUGAUCUUAUCUUGUCAAAUGUUAGACGAAAUGUUCAUUCGAAACGACGUCGUGAGAUUAAUCGUGAGGCGUCAAAACGUUAUCGACAAAGGUUGAAGCAAAAGUCAUUGCAAACGCAACAAGAUCUUAGCCUUGUUAUUUCCGCAUAUGAGCAGUCCAAAUCAGCUUACGAGAAAGCUGAGCAUGCUUUUGAUGUGUUAAAGAAUAUUGUUCUUGAUCUGAUUAAUAUUGUUCCUCGGAAUUGAACCGCUUACUCCACUUUGUCCUCCCAGAAAGCCUGUACUGUCCAAUAUAUUUCUGAGCACUGGUAUGGUAUCUUUUCUGACUAAAUAUGUACUGUCCUGAUUGCUGUGUUAUGUUCGGUGGAGACAUGUCUGUGUUCACUCUUUGAAUGCGUAAUUCUCAGAUAUUACCAGGGUUAUUUAACUACCACAACAAGUGCUUCUUGUGUUUUUGAGUCUUAGAAUAUUAAAACAAUGUACAAGUGUGUCUGGCGAAGUGUCAUUGUCACUUGCUUCGGCUUCAGGUUUCGAAUAUUCAAAAACCAAUAUUUUUAUAACAUGCGGAAGCACUAAAAUACCAAGAAAUGAGAAAACUAGACAAACUAAGACUAAAUAGUCGAAGUUAAUACCAGGUAGUAGGUACAUUCAGUUUUAACUGCAUAGUUAAUUACACUCAUCAGUAAAAAUAUGCCCUCUGAAGCCGACCGUAAGCAAUAAGUAGAUAAGAAUACACAAUUACACUAAAGCAAAGUUUCGUAAUUAAACAAUGGGUGCAUGCGUUUACUUCAUGUCACGGUUAAUCCUGUUGAAAUAUUGGAUGUACGUUUCCGUACUAGGAGACCGGACAUAGAAGUUCGCCCAGUUAGUUUCUUCGGGAGUCAAAAACAGUGGGGCGUUAAGUAUGUCAAUUAUUUACCCUUGUCGUUGUCUUACUUAUUUUGGUUACUUAACCAUUAACAUUCAUCGAAUUGAAUUACUCCCUUUAUAGAUUAAUUGUACUGUCAGGUACAGAAACCUGACUACUGUUGCACAUUCUAGCAAGCUCCGUAAUGCUUGAAAAUGUAAAUAUUAUUUUAGACAUUUAGUUGAGGUAUGCAGUCAGCCAGUCUUUCUUAAAAGGCAGACGAUGUCGACUGAUUUCGUAUAGCUUCUCAAGACAGAGAGGUUACUCAAAAAUGUUGCACUGAGGAAGAGGAACACGAUAAAGAAACAGGAAAUUA
Molecule: messenger RNA, 1836 nt
Organism: Schistosoma haematobium
Lineage: Eukaryota; Metazoa; Platyhelminthes; Trematoda; Strigeidida; Schistosomatidae
Exons: 4
Coding region: 191-859 (222 amino acids)
Biological process (GO): regulation of DNA-templated transcription
Molecular function (GO): DNA-binding transcription factor activity
Source: RefSeq, a predicted model, not a curated record